Molecule: messenger RNA, 2111 nt
Organism: Phragmites australis (common reed)
Lineage: Eukaryota; Viridiplantae; Streptophyta; Magnoliopsida; Poales; Poaceae
Product: asparagine synthetase [glutamine-hydrolyzing] 1-like
Exons: 13
Coding region: 94-1866 (590 amino acids)
Cellular component (GO): cytosol
Molecular function (GO): asparagine synthase (glutamine-hydrolyzing) activity
Source: RefSeq, a predicted model, not a curated record
AAAACGCCAGCGUUCACCGUCUCGCUCCCUCCUCCCACGCGGUAGCCUUGUCCCAGAGCUUGCUCGCGUUUCUCCUCCCUCCUCCGUGCCAUCAUGUGUGGGAUCCUAGCCGUCCUGGGAUGUGCUGACUGGUCGCAGGCCAAGAGGGCUCGCAUCCUCACCUGCUCCAGAAGGAUGAAGCACAGGGGUCCCGACUGGUCGGGGCUGUACCAGCACGAGGGCAACUUCCUCGCGCAGCAGCGGCUCGCCGUUGUCUCCCCGCUGUCCGGCGACCAGCCGCUGUUCAACGAGGACCGCACCGUCGUCGUGGUGUCCAAUGGAGAGAUCUACAACCACAAGAAGAUCCGGAAGCAGUUCGCCGGCAAGCACACCUUCAUCACCGGCAGUGACUGCGAGGUCAUCAUCCCUCUGUACGAGGAGUACGGCGAGAACUUCAUCGACAAGCUGGACGGCGUGUUCGCCUUCGUUCUGUACGACACCCGCAACAAGACGUACAUGGCGGCACGCGACGCCAUCGGCGUCAACCCGCUCUACAUCGGGUGGGGCAGCGACGGCUCCGUCUGGAUAUCGUCCGAGAUGAAGGCGCUGAACGAGGACUGCGUGAGGUUCGAGAUCUUCCCGCCGGGCCACCUCUACUCCAGCGCCGCCGGCGGGUUCCGGCGGUGGUACAACCCGCAGUGGUUCCUGGAGCAGGUCCCGGCGACGCCGUACCAGCCGCUUGUCCUCAGAGAGGCAUUUGAGAAGGCGGUUAUCAAGAGGCUCAUGACUGACGUGCCCUUCGGGGUUCUUCUCUCCGGCGGCCUCGACUCCUCCCUUGUCGCCUCCGUGACCAAACGCCACCUCAUCGAGACCGAAGCCGCGGAGAAGUUCGGGACCGAGCUCCACUCCUUUGUCGUCGGCCUCGAGGACUCCCCUGACCUGAAGGCUGCAAGAGAGGUGGCCGACCACCUCGGAACCAUCCAUCACGAGUUCCAUUUCACCGUCCAGGACGGUAUUGACGCGAUCGAGGAAGUCAUCUAUCACGACGAGACGUACGACGUGACGACGAUACGGGCUAGCACGCCGAUGUUCCUGAUGGCGCGCAAGAUCAAGUCGCUUGGGGUGAAGAUGGUGCUGUCAGGGGAAGGCUCGGACGAGCUUCUCGGCGGCUACCUCUACUUCCACUUCGCACCAAACAAAGACGAGUUCCACAAGGAAACGUGCCGCAAGGUGAAAGCGCUGCACCAGUACGACUGCUUGCGCGCCAACAAGUCGACCUCAGCCUGGGGGCUGGAGGUCCGCGUGCCGUUCCUCGACAAGGAGUUCAUCAACGUCGCAAUGAGCAUGGACCCUGAAUCGAAAAUGUACGACCCUAAACUGGGGCGCAUGGAGAAGUGGGUUCUGAGGAAGGCGUUCGACGACGAGGAGCAGCCUUACCUGCCAAAGCAUAUUCUGUACAGGCAGAAAGAGCAGUUCAGUGAUGGUGUUGGGUACAACUGGAUCGAUGGCCUCAAGGCUUUCACAGAGCAGCAGGUCUCCGAUGAAAUGAUGAAGAACGCUGCCCAAGUGUACCCAGACAACACGCCCAUCAACAAAGAGGCGUACUACUACAGGAUGAUAUUCGAGAGGCUCUUCCCUCAGGACUCGGCGAGGGAGACGGUGCCAUGGGGCCCGAGCAUCGCGUGCAGCACGCCGGCAGCCAUCGAGUGGGUGGCGCAGUGGAAGGGCUCCAACGACCCCUCUGGCCGGUUCAUCUCCUCCCACAACGACUCUAACUCCAACAACACCGGCGGCGACCAUGCCAACGGCAAUGGGGUGGCGGUGGCGAACGGGCACAGCACGGUGAACGGCAAAGUCAACGGCAACGAGGUUGCGGUUGCGGUGUAAGCUAAAGCAUAAGAUGGAGGCUAGUAGGUGUGACGUGCCAACCAAUUUCAAGUGCCAUCUCAUUGUGAGGUGGCACGUGCUACUUGUUAUAUGUUGUACUGUCACUAGCAUACGUGUCCAUGUAUGUGUAUGUGUCUGUGUGUGUGUGUGUGUGAGCGAGCGAGACCGCGAGCGAUUGAGGCAUGUGUGCCGAUUGAUGACUUGAACUCGACCUUUGAAUUAAGCUAUGGACCGAUCUAAAAUUA